Botrytis cinerea B05.10 is the source of this 2501-nucleotide messenger RNA. RefSeq lists its product as hypothetical. NCBI's taxonomy places the organism in Eukaryota, Fungi, Ascomycota, Leotiomycetes, Helotiales, Sclerotiniaceae. The transcript is spliced from 5 exons. Gene Ontology annotation, biological process: pyrimidine nucleotide-sugar transmembrane transport. The coding region runs from base 355 to 1767 and encodes 470 amino acids. The record is from RefSeq and is a predicted model, not a curated record. Gene Ontology annotation, molecular function: UDP-galactose transmembrane transporter activity. Gene Ontology annotation, cellular component: Golgi membrane.
GAACAUCUGGAAAGGAAAGGAAAGGAAAGGAAAGGCAAAGCACAGCACAGCACAGCACAGCACAGCACAGCAGGACAGGGCAAACCGAUGAACAGGGUCAAGAAAUAGCUAGCUAGCUAGAACAUUAGAUCGUCUCUUUUCUACCAAGACCAACAAUCCUUCCUUUCCUUUACAUCAUUGACAUCAUUGACCUCACUGUUUGCCUUGCACGUAAAGGCUUUUGCUUAUUCAUGAUCAAUCCAUCUUACUCUUCAACCAUAGUAUUCUGAGAGAUAAGAUUACGGAGGAUAGAGAGAGGAGAUCCACCCCCGCGGUUUUGACACACAGAGAAAGUGCAGGAUAAUCUUGAGCGCGAUGGCGAUAGAAGACGCGUCGCAGAGUUGGAUGGGGGCAUCAAUGAAGCAUGUUUCUCUCAUUUCGCUUACUUUCCAAAACUCGGCCCUCAUACUUAUAAUGCACUAUAGUCGGAUAAUGCCAUUAGGGGGUGGGCAUAGAUAUUCCACAUCAACCGCGGUUUUUCUCAAUGAGAUCAUGAAGUUGGCAGUUUCCUUGACGAUUGCCAUGUACGAUAUUUCACGAACGUUACCUCCUUCUACGCCGGCCACGGUCCUUUUUGAACAAUUAUACAUGUCUGUGUUUUCUGGAGAUGGUUGGAAAUUGGCCAUUCCAGCUACUCUGUACACUCUCCAGAAUUCCUUACAAUAUAUUGCUGUGAGCAAUUUGGAAGCUGUACAAUUUCAGGUUUUAUAUCAAUUGAAGAUCCUCACAACGGCGGUUUUCAGUGUGGUUUUGCUUAGGAGGACACUUUCUUCCAAACGAUGGAUAGCUCUGGUCUUGCUCACAAUUGGAGUUACGAUUGUUCAACUACCCGGCGGUGCCCCGUCUGCAUAUUCGACAAUGAACGAUUCACAAUCCCGGUUUUACUUCCCACGCUCUUUUCAUGAGUUGGGACAAAUGGGCAAUGGCGCAGUGGAAGUAGCAGCCGAAUUGACGAAACGUGGUAUGGAGGGGCUUUCCGAAGGUCUUGCAAAACGAUCUGCUACAUAUGAGGGAAUACAAGAAGAUCAAGGGCUUGUCAAACCAGUCAUGAAUUAUUCAAUUGGUCUCAUGGCUGUGUUGGGCGCGGCGGUCAUAUCAGGUCUCACCGGGGUAUAUUUUGAGAAGGUGCUAAAGGAAUCCACGACUCAUGUUACGAUUUGGACGAGGAAUGUGCAGCUUUCGUUCUAUUCUCUCUUUCCAGCUUUUAUCUUUGGAGUGAUAUUCAAAGAUGGAGAGGAAAUUGCGAAGAAUGGGUUUUUUGAUGGCUAUAAUGCGAUAGUUUGGACAGCUAUUGUUAUGCAAGCAUUGGGGGGGAUUCUCGUUGCGCUUUGCAUAAACUAUAGUGAUAAUAUUGCGAAGAAUUUUGCAACGAGUAUUAGCAUUGUUAUUAGUUUCAUUUUCAGCGUUUGGUUUUUUGACUUUGAGGUUUCACUCAAUUUCCUUGUCGGUACAUCGAUAGUCCUUUUCGCAACAUGGCUCUAUAGUGGUUCAGAGAGGAAACGUAAUAGACCUCCACCAAUCAAUAUCGCGAGCUAUGAGAAGACUACUAUUGAUAAUGGAUUUACGCCAAAGUACGAAGAGGAUAGGUCGAGUAUGACGCUAGAUCCAUUAAGUGGGCUGAAAGGCCCAGGAGCUGGAGCAUCGUUAUCAACUAGUAGGCCUAGUUCGCCCAUGAGACAUCAUUCGAGGGUGGGAAGUUCGAGAGGAAAGGUUAAGAGGGAUGAUUGAUUUUUGGUUGGAUGGGUUGAAUAGGCUGGGGUUGAGAUUGAUAGUGGGCGAGUUGGAGCGGGGUCCUUUAAUGCAUACUUCACUUUAGCGAGCGAUUUAUCAUCCUAAACUUCUUAAGCGUCAACACUGGUUUCAUACUGUUGGAAAUCCAUAUAGUUCGCUUGAAACUUCAGUGAAGAGGUACAGAAGGGAGUGACGCGAGAUGACGAAAUGUAGAGACGAACGAAAUGAUACCUGGGUGGGAAAAAACGUCUUGCGUGCACGCGCAUAGGAUACCUAUGGAAUAGCAAAAUAUUACAUAUACGAUUAGGGAAAGUCAGCUGGAAUGAUUUUUCCGUAUGAAAAAGAGCAUUGAAACGCGCAUUGAACAGGGAGGGAAAUGGAUGGAGGGCACGUGAUGUUUAACUUGCGAGAUAUAUGAGAAGUGGAUCUUCUUGAUGUUGAGGCGGUUUAAGACUUUUGGUACUACAAUCCUAAGAUUUCAUACAUUGCACAACAUGUUUGGCUCGAUUUCUCAAGUAAAGAAUAUCGAGGUGGUUGGUAGGUGAAGAGUAAAGUGAAGUGAAGUCAAAAAUGGAAAGCACGCUAAACAAUUGAGGGGUAACAUCAAUGGUUGCCUUUGAUACACACACUUCAUUUCAUUCUCUCUCAUGUUUGUGACAUUCUUUAUCGGCGUACUUAGAUAGUUAUCUGAUCCUCCAUAUGUUUUUUCAAUCUCUUCUUAUCUAUCAUCA